AUGACUCACCUUUGCAGGACGGUCUGGGCAAUUGUUGCAGCCAUGACGGAUCGAUUAAUCACUCCUCAGGGGUUCCACCUUGAAGGAAAUCGAUUAGAUGUCCUGACUUCCGGCCCCAUGCCAUACUUGCCAAGAAGCUGCGGCGACAUGUGCAGAUUCAACCUUGCUCCUGUCCCGUACGCACGGAGACACCAGUGGUUGCCGACGGAUUACGCGUCGGGAUCAGUUGCCAAUCUCAAGAAACGAAUGCACUGUUCAAGAUCCGCGAAAAGCACCGACUCGACGAGCUACGCUGCACGCAUACCCGCCAAUGUCGCCUCCAGUAACAUUGGCCUCCGACAUACGGAUAGCGCCACACGAUAA
Messenger RNA from Postia placenta MAD-698-R-SB12, 363 nucleotides. RefSeq lists its product as hypothetical. Bases 1 to 363 code for a protein of 120 amino acids. Lineage: Eukaryota; Fungi; Basidiomycota; Agaricomycetes; Polyporales; Adustoporiaceae. The transcript has a single exon. The record is from RefSeq and is a predicted model, not a curated record.